Molecule: messenger RNA, 751 nt
Organism: Limulus polyphemus (Atlantic horseshoe crab)
Lineage: Eukaryota; Metazoa; Arthropoda; Merostomata; Xiphosura; Limulidae
Exons: 3
Coding region: 112-480 (122 amino acids)
Source: RefSeq, a predicted model, not a curated record
UUCCCUCAGGUACCGACGAGUGUCUACGUAACAGAAAGUGCCUUUGUUUAUAUUGCUGGUUCUGCUAGGUGUGCUCGUGGAUGACAACUUUUCAUAGUAGUAUCAACCAAGAUGCCUUUUUUGCACAUAGAAACUACGAAGAGAUUGUGCAACGGUGCCGAGAUGGUACUGCAGGGUAAGUGUAAUCAUUCGUUGACAGCCAGUAACUUACAGGACCCAACUCACAGACUGCGAGUGGUUUUUUCUGAGCAAUCUACAGAUGCUCUUAUCUACGUCGCUGUUGUGGUGUUUUUUUAUGCUUCUGUUAUCAUAAUUCUGGUUGGCACCAAUUUACACCGUUUUCAAGGGACACGUUUUAGCACUUCUAGCGGCAACAAAGAGAAGCAGAAGGCACGACAGUUGGUGGUUCAAGUGGACGGAGAUGGUCAGAGGUAUAAAACGACCACUAAUCCAGAGAUUGAAGGAAAGACGUCAGUGUGAAUGUGAGACGAACGUAAUUAUUGAAUUAAAAAGCAAGUGUUCGUUAGAAAAGUAAAUAAGUUUUAUAUGUAGCAAAUUAUAAUGUCGUGGCUCAGACAAAUAAGUCUAAUUUUGAUGUUUUUUGUGAUACAAUAAAAUACGAACUUCGAAGUGUCAUUAAGAUCAUACAGUUAUAUAUAUAUGAUUGUUUCUUUAAAUAAAAUAUAUAUCUACAUAGUUACUAGUUGGGCCACAUAAAUAUACCUGACAUGUUAUUAAUUUAAUUGUAAAA